Messenger RNA from Gambusia affinis (western mosquitofish), 3126 nucleotides. RefSeq names its product ADP-ribosylation factor 1 (gene arf1). The record is from RefSeq and is a predicted model, not a curated record. Gene Ontology annotation, biological process: vesicle-mediated transport; intracellular protein transport. The transcript is spliced from 5 exons. Bases 1483 to 2022 code for a protein of 179 amino acids. Gene Ontology annotation, molecular function: GTP binding; GTPase activity. NCBI's taxonomy places the organism in Eukaryota, Metazoa, Chordata, Actinopteri, Cyprinodontiformes, Poeciliidae. Gene Ontology annotation, cellular component: cytoplasm; plasma membrane.
GCAGACAUGUUUGUACAAGUUAAAUAAAACUGCUUCACGUGUUUGCGGUAUCAACACGUUCAGAAGCAGAGUAACUUACUGCUAGGAAAGCUAGUUUCUCUCGACGAUGCUGUCCUUUGCUUCGUAUCUUCCCCUCAUAUAUUAUAUCCUAGGUUGUUGUUAAAAUAUAUAAUAGCGUGAAUUCUUUAAAAUACCAUCUAAUUGCCGUGCUGCCUUUGGCGUUAUUGUACCGCAGCAUUCUAUUGUGAGUGUUUGUUUAGGUAGAUGGGCAACUUUUCGCACCGCACCCUGAACAGUCAGCUGUAAAAGCUGCCGCAGCCUCCGUGGCUUCUUGGAUGGGAAUCCAUAAAUGGCCCCAAGUGACGCAUAGUUCCCGCGAAGCAAAUACUGCUGAAAAUGUUUUGGAUUAUUAGCUUUCAUCCAUGUUAAGAAUAACCUCGAUAAAAUGGUUGCCUCAUUUUCUUUUCUUUUUUUUAAUCCUAACUAUGUAGGACUAUUUAAAGUGUCUGUGGGGAUUUAUUUACCAAAUUUAUUAAAGAUAAAAUUGUUGAAUUUGUUCUACAGAAGCUUCCCUACACUAUUUGUUUACAGGUCUCAUGAAGAAGUAGGAUGAUCACAUACAAUGGUGUGAAAGUGUUUUUCCCCUUCUUGGUUUCCUAUUUUUUGGCUUGUUUGUCACACUUCAGUAUUUCAGAACAGCAAACCAAUUUAGAUAUUAGUCGAAUACAACACAGGUCAACACUAAGUUCAGUUUAUAAAUAAAGGUGUUUUAUUACUAAAAGAGGAAAAAAUCCAAACCUACAUGGCUCUGUUUGAACCCUGAUGACCCCCUAACCUAGUAACUACUUUGGGCAUUCUUACCAGUAAUAACUGCAUUCAGUUGUUCUUCAUAAUCUAUAAUGAGUCAUUGUCAGUACUGUAGAGGACUUUUUGCCCAACUCAUUUGUGCAGAAUUGUAAUUUAGCCACAUUGAAGCAUUUUUGUGCAUGAGUGAAUUUUUUAAGGUCAUGCUACGGCAUACCAAUAGAAUUUGGAUCAGAACUUUGACUAGGCCUGUGUGGUACACAGCAAAAUUCAUGAUUUCAUUUAACACAGCCAGUCUUCCUGGCCCUGAAUCAACACAACAGCCCCAGACAAUCACACUACCACCAACACAUUUUACUCUUAGUAUGAUAUUCUUUUUUCUGGAAUGAAGGUUUGGAUACUUUUUUCUCACUCAAUAUUAAACACUUUUACUUAAAAACUGAAUUUUGUGUUUACUUGUAUUAUCUUUGACUUUAUUACUGAAGUGUGACAAACAUGCCAAAAAAGGGAAAUCAGGAAGGGCAUCAACACUUUUUUCACACCAGAAUAUUAAAUUGAAGACAACAAAAUCAAAGCAAUAUUUCAUUGUUUAGAUGGCUGGAGAUUGUAAUUAGAUUUGGCGGAUUUAUCACACCGUUUUUGUCCUGAAGUGAUUUUUUUCUCCCAUCACCGGCAGCCAUGGGGAAUAUGUUUGCGGGGCUCUUUAAAAUGUUUGGGAAGAAGGAGAUGCGGAUACUAAUGGUUGGCUUGGAUGCUGCAGGAAAGACAACUAUUUUGUACAAGCUUAAACUUGGAGAGAUUGUGACAACCAUUCCAACAAUAGGUUUUAAUGUAGAGACAGUAGAGUAUAAGAACAUCAGUUUCACAGUAUGGGAUGUUGGCGGUCAAGACAAAAUCCGACCACUGUGGCGUCAUUAUUUUCAGAACACACAGGGUCUGAUUUUUGUCGUGGAUAGCAAUGACAGGGAGCGAUGUGCUGAGGCUCGGGAAGAGCUCUUGAGGAUGUUGGCUGAAGACGAACUGCGCGAUGCUGUGCUUUUAGUGUUUGCUAACAAACAAGACCUUCCUAAUGCCAUGAAUGCUGCAGAGUUGACAGACAAGUUGAACCUUCACUCCCUGCGUAACAGAAACUGGUACAUCCAGGCAACCUGUGCCACUACUGGAGACGGUCUCUAUGAAGGACUUGAUUGGCUGUCUAAUCAGCUCAAAAACCAUUAAUGGCUAGAGCAUUUUAAAAAAAAUACUCUGUUCCGCCCAACCCCUCAUGUUUUCUCCUUUCUAAGUAAAACUGAAUCAACCCCAUACUGGAAACCAUCCCUCUGCUCAGCUUUGAUCUCCUAUACACAGGCCAGUGGUGGGGUUUUUCUAAUCUUGUAAAGCUUUUGUUAGUACACUUUAUUUUAUCUAAAUGUAAAUAAUUUUUGGUAAUAGGGAUUUUAUUGCACUGACUUUUCUUGGCUGUUGGGUGGCUUUAACUUUGACAAAGAAAUUAAGAGAAGAAAUUUACCAGAAUAUUUUGGCCCCAGAAACUCAACACAAUCAAAUGGCCUCAGUUAGAUAACGUAAGGACUGAUCAGUGGGGAGGGAGAGUGUGAUGAAAUAAACCGAAUUAUACUGAUGCACUACUUGAAACUGCUGCAGUAACAUGUAACAAAUCUUGAAUUUAAACAGAACACUGGCAUUAACCGUUUGUACUGACAUUGCUCUCAUCUGUGAACACUCACCAGCUUUUUGUAAAACCAUUGAUGGAAGUGAACAUACUGCAGUGAUCGCACACUAUAUGUAUAAUGGUGUCGGAUCAGCACUGGAUCGGUUUUGAUUUUUCUAUUUAGGACACUCAGGUUGAUCAUAUGUAGCUUUUUCAGAGCAAGCACGUUUACUGGGUGUUUAUAUCUUUACCCAGAGGAGAAAUUCCUUGCCUACUGAGUACAUAUCCCAUUAACUCUAUAAUCAUUUAUCUGUGAGUGUACUGUGUGAAGCAUAUUGAGCUGUUUGGUGCCAUAGCUUAAGGUUUUAGGCAGUUGAUCGCAUGCUUGAUUCUUCUCAGUUUGGGGAAAUAGCAUUUUGAAAGCAAUACCAAAAUCAGCUGCAUCAAAGUGCCACCGUCUUUGAUGUAAACAAAAAGCCAAACAAAUGCCUUUAUUUUUCCAAGAUUUGUCUUACAAAAUGUUGUUUUCUUCUUUUGUUGGUGCAUUAUGUUCUUUUUGAUUUCUAAUUGCCUAAGUGUUCUGAUAUUGCAAUAAGUCUGUCGAUGUUGAUGUUUGUCAAGAUUUGUGGAGGGUUGGGGUCACAUUGCAAUAAAAGUGACCGGCUACAAAAUGA